Nannospalax galili (Upper Galilee mountains blind mole rat) is the source of this 1075-nucleotide messenger RNA. RefSeq names its product ribosome production factor 2 homolog (gene Rpf2). The coding region runs from base 86 to 1006 and encodes 306 amino acids. Gene Ontology annotation, cellular component: nucleolus. The record is from RefSeq and is a predicted model, not a curated record. Lineage: Eukaryota; Metazoa; Chordata; Mammalia; Rodentia; Spalacidae. Gene Ontology annotation, biological process: maturation of LSU-rRNA from tricistronic rRNA transcript (SSU-rRNA, 5.8S rRNA, LSU-rRNA); ribosomal large subunit assembly. The transcript is spliced from 10 exons. Gene Ontology annotation, molecular function: rRNA binding.
UACUUCCGGUUCCGCCAUUCCGACACACGCAAGCUCUCUUGCGCAAGCGCGCGACGCACGUGUAUGCGCCGGGGUUCCGGUAGCGAUGGACGCUCUAGAUCGAGUCCUAAAGCCCAAAACAAAAAGGGCCAAGAGAUUCCUUGAGAAGAGAGAACCCAAACUCAAUGAAAACAUUAAAAAUGCCAUGCUGAUUAAAGGUGGAAAUGCAAAUGCAACUGUAACACAAGUACUCAGGGAUGUGUAUGCACUGAAGAAACCGUAUGGAGUUCUAUAUAAAAAGAAAAAUAUUACAAGGCCAUUUGAGGAUCAGACAUCAUUGGAGUUCUUUUCAAAGAAGUCAGAUUGUUCUUUAUUCAUGUUUGGUUCCCAUAACAAGAAGCGGCCAAAUAAUCUGGUAAUAGGUCGUAUGUAUGACUACCAUGUGCUGGAUAUGAUUGAAUUAGGUAUUGAGAAAUUUGUGUCUCUAAAAGAUAUUAAGAAUAGUAAAUGCCCUGAGGGCACCAAACCCUUGUUAAUAUUUGCUGGUGAUGACUUUGAUGUAACAGAAGACUAUAGAAGACUGAAAAAUCUUCUUAUUGAUUUCUUCAGAGGCCCCACGGUAUCAAACGUCCGAUUGGCUGGAUUGGAGUAUGUUUUGCACUUCACUGCACUGAAUGGGAAGGUUUACUUUCGAAGCUAUAAGUUGCUGUUGAAGAAAUCUGGUUGUAGAACUCCACGAAUUGAAUUGGAAGAGAUGGGACCUUCGUUGGAUCUGGUUCUCAGGAGGACACACCUUGCAUCAGAUGAUCUCUAUAAGUUAUCUAUGAAAAUGCCCAAAGCUCUCAAGCCAAAGAAGAGGAAGAAUAUCUCUCAGGAUACUUUUGGUACAACUUUUGGAAAGAUUCAUAUGCAGAAGCAAGACCUAAGCAAACUACAAACCAGGAAAAUGAAGGGAUUGAAGAAGCGACCUGCAGAGAACAUAAUAGAAGACCAGGAGAAAAAGUCCAAGAGAAUUAAAAACAAUUAGUGGAACCUAACCAACAACUACAGUUAUAUUGUAGUUUGUUACUAAAAUAGAAUUUCCUAUUUCAGUCUG